GGUCUGUCCCUCCAUCCAUUCUUGGGCUGAACUGGAGAGCUGCAGGGGUGGAAGAUGAGGCUUUGCUGUGGCCGUUCCAGUAGAACUGAGAGACCGAGAGACUGGGAGGAGAUGGUUUCCCCGGUGGGAGGAUAUUGAGAAGGUUUUCAAUCGGUGGGUGGGAAAGCCAGAUUUGGGGGGCUCUGCAGAUAGGUUUCGGGGAGAGGGAUAAUUGAGUUGAAAGAUCCCUUUUCACGUUUUGGGGGAAGAAUCCCUAGUGAUUUCAGCCAGAGGAGCGGAAGAUCAGGGGGUUCGCCUGGUCUGGUCUCUCAGUGGACAAAGCAGCGUGCGAUGUACCGAGGACGGUUUCACAAGAGUUGGGGCCCCGGAGUUGAAGAGGCAGGCUAGAGGAGAGCGGUGGAGACCUGCAGGCUGUGUGGAAAGAUGCCCCUGGGUGGAGGAUGCUAGUCUCCGAAGUCGCAAAUAAUUACGAGUGUCAAGAGGCUUCUUUCCACAGACGAACUUAUACCUCGGAUAUGUAUUGUGGGUGGUGGUCCUGCUGGAUUUUACACAGCCCAGCAUCUCCUCAAGCACCACAGAAUGGCCCGGGUGGAUGUUUAUGAGAAAUUGCCAGCUCCCUUUGGACUUGUUCGUUUUGGAGUAGCUCCAGACCAUCCAGAGGUCAAGAAUGUGAUCAACACGUUCACUCAGACGGCACGCUCUGAUCGCUGUUCCUAUUACGGGAAUGUGACUGUGGGGAAGGAUAUCUCUGUGAAGGAACUGCAGAAGGCUUAUCAUGCGGUGAUCUUGAGCUAUGGGGCUGAGGACAAUCGGACCCUUGGAAUUCCAGGGGAGGAUCUCGCAGGAGUUUAUACAGCCAGAGCAUUUGUGGGUUGGUACAACGGCCUACCUGAAAAUAGAGAUCUGAAGCCAGACCUGAGCAGUGAGACAGCGGUGGUCCUCGGACAUGGGAACGUAGCCCUGGAUGUUGCAAGAAUUCUCUUAUCGCCUCUUCAGAUUCUUAGGAAAACUGACAUCACUGAAGAGUCGCUGGCAAUUCUGGCCCGCAGCAAAGUGAAGCGGGUGUGCCUUGUAGGGAGGAGAGGUCCUCUCCAGGUAGCUUUCACCAUAAAGGAGCUGCGGGAGAUGAUCAACCUUCCUAGUGCCAGGCCUUUCCUAGAUCCUGCGGACUUCAAAGGCCUUGGAGCUGCUGGCAAGGAUGUUCCCAGACCUAGGAGACGGCUGACUGAGCUGAUGACCAAAACAGCCUUGGAGGAACCUGGAGAGGAGCUUGCUGGCCAUUGGGCUUCAGCAUCUAGAGAGUGGAGCCUGAAGUUCUUGCGCAGCCCGCUGGAAGUGUUGCCUGCCACUGACGGCAAACGUGCCAGAGGUAUCCGAAUGGCUGUCACCAGGUUGGAAGGUUCAGGAGAAACGGCCAAAGCAGUUCCCACUGGAGAAGUUGAGGACCUGCUGUGUGGGCUGAUCCUCAGCAGCAUUGGUUACAGGAGCCUCCCAAUUGACCCGUCCGUACCCUUUGACUCCAAGCAAGGAAUUAUUCCAAACAAUUUGGGCAGAGUCCUUGGUGCCCCAGGUCUCUACUGCAGUGGCUGGGUCAAGCGGGGGCCAGUAGGUGUCAUCCUCACUACUAUGAAUGACAGCUUUAACACUGCCCAGUCUGUGCUAGAGGACCUGGAGUCUCGUGCACUGGAUGUUUCAAAGACCAAGGAAGGCUUUGAGUUGGUGAGAGGCAUACUUCAGGCUCAAGGGAUCCGUCCCGUUUCCUUUUCGGAUUGGGAGAAGAUCGAUGCUGUUGAAGUGGCAAGAGGCAAGCUGGCUGGAAAGCCUCGAGAGAAGAUAGUGGAUCCACGGGAAAUGCUUGAAUUGAUUGGUCACUGAGCUGAGCACUUGUGCUGUGAGAACUGGCCACAUUCCUGCUAUGGCCCAGUCUCUCUAAAAAUGUUGUCUCUGCAGAAGGCUGCAUUACUCUUCAGCCUACGGAUGUUCUGGAGACCUAGAGACUGAGUUGGUUCUGGAUUUCUGAAGUGUGUGAAUUGGUUAAAAGCUUGUUGCCCCUUAUAGGCAGCAAUGCUCAUUCACAGCCUUGGCCAUCUUCGUGCUCUUUUGACCAUGAAAGUUACUCCUGAGUGGAUACUAGCUGGAUCCUGCAGUUCUAGACAAGCAGUACCUUGCUCCUCCCUCUUCCUCAAUCGUUUUAAUGAUUCACAGUCCCCUUUUCUGAGACACACAACAUACAUAAAAGUUUAAUUUUAGGGGUAGGUAAACAGUGCCUUAAUAAUAAUAAUUUUCCCUGUUUUAUAUAGUUAUUUAGCGUGGCUCUAGUUUUUUUAUAUUAGAUUUAUAUGAACUAUUUGUAAAAAGCAAAACUGGGCCUCAACUCUUUCUUGAGGAAGUUUUCACUGCUGCUUGUUCUGAGAGAACUUCAACUUCCAUGGCAGAGCAUUCCAUUUUUAACCUGCUUCAAACAUGCUGGACGUGACAGGAAAGCCAAACAUAAGGAAAUUCAGAGAGGAACUAAACAGGGAUUCAUAAUCACGGGGAUGUGCCAGACAGCAAGAAGAGUAUUGCUGGGCUGAAACUUGAUUUCUUCACCUCCCUGAUCCCUGUAACUUUGAUGUCAUAUUGCACUGGAAGACAUUUGUAUAAUCUUCUGAAAAUAAAGCUCUUCCUCAAAUAGAAGGUUA
Sphaerodactylus townsendi is the source of this 2681-nucleotide messenger RNA. RefSeq names its product ferredoxin reductase (gene FDXR). Gene Ontology annotation, biological process: ubiquinone biosynthetic process. Gene Ontology annotation, cellular component: mitochondrion. Bases 580 to 1875 code for a protein of 431 amino acids. The transcript has 12 exons. NCBI's taxonomy places the organism in Eukaryota, Metazoa, Chordata, Lepidosauria, Squamata, Sphaerodactylidae. The record is from RefSeq and is a predicted model, not a curated record.